CCAAGACCACCACAUUGCCGCAGCAGCAGCGCUUGCAAUGGCAGCUCGUCUUGUUUGAGCUUCAAAGAAGCGAGGACACGCGCGCAUUGGCGCCGCCGUUCGCGGGCGGCCCUGUAUACCGCCGUCGCCCAUCGCCGGCGCUUGCGUUGGCGGCCUAGCUAAGCUCCCUGCGCCGUCAGGAAGCAAAGCGGCGCCGCGCCGCGGCUAAUGGCGGGUCACCCUCCGAUGCUUCUGCUGCUGCUGGCGGCGGCGGCCGCGCUCCUGGCCGCUGCUCCGCCCGGUGCAAGCGGCAAGUCGAUGCGGUUCGACCUGCUCCGUUUCGAGGGGGCGUCACUCGCCGAGCAAGCAAGCGCGGACCGGGCGCGCGCGGCGUCCAUCUCCGCGCGCGGGCGGCGCCGCGCGGCGGAGACGGCAAGGACCAAGACCAAGGCCGCGCCCGCGGCCGAUGCCUUCGCGAUGCCGCUCUCCUCGGGCGCCUACUCGGGCACAGGGCAGUACUUCGUGCGCUUCCGCGUGGGCACCCCGGCGCAGCCGUUCCUGCUCGUGGCCGACACCGGCAGCGACCUGACCUGGGUCAAGUGCCGCCGCCCCGCCCCCGCCUACGGGGCGGCGUCGAACGACUCCGACUCCUCGUCGCUCUCGGGCUCCCCGCAGCACGGGCGUGUGUUCCGGCCCGAGAAGUCCAGGACGUGGGCGCCCAUCUCGUGCGCGUCCGACACCUGCAAGGCCUCCCUGCCUUUCUCCCUCGCCGCCUGCCCCUCGCCCGGCAGCGCCUGCGCCUACGACUACCGGUACAAGGACGGGUCGGCGGCGCGCGGCACGGUGGGCACCGACUCGGCGACCAUCGCGCUGUCGGGGCGCGCGGCCAGGAAGGCCAAGCUGCGGGGCGUCGUGCUGGGCUGCACCACCUCCUACAACGGCGACAGCUUCCUGGCCGCCGACGGCGUGCUCAGCCUCGGGUACAGCAACAUCUCCUUCGCGUCCCGCGCCGCGGAGCAUUUCGGCGGCCGCUUCUCCUACUGCCUUGUCGACCACCUCGCCCCGCGGAACGCCACCAGCUACCUCACCUUCGGCCCCAACCCGGCGGUGUCAUCCUCCUCCAAGACCGCCUGCGGCUCAUCGGCCGCGCCCGGCGCGCGGCAGACGCCGCUGCUGCUCGACCACCGGAUGCACCCGUUCUACGCCGUGACCGUCAACGGCAUCUCCGUCGACGGGGAGCUCCUCAAGAUCCCGCGCCUCGUCUGGGACGUAGAGAGGGGCGGCGGCGCCAUCGUCGACUCGGGGACGAGCCUCACGGUGCUGGCCAGGCCGGCGUACCGCACCGUGGUGGCAGCGCUGAGCAAGAAGCUCGCCGGGCUGCCGAGGGUGACCAUGGACCCGUUCGACUACUGCUACAACUGGACGUCGCCGUCGUCGGGCGAGGACCUCACCGUGGCUGUGCCGAAGCUGGCGGUGCACUUCGCGGGAUCGGCGCGGCUGGAGCCGCCGUCGAAGAGCUACGUGAUCGACGCGGCGCCCGGCGUGAAGUGCAUCGGCGUGCAGGAGGGGGAGUGGCCCGGGGUGUCCGUCAUCGGCAACAUCCUGCAGCAGGAGCACCUAUGGGAGUUCGAUCUCAAGAACCGACGGCUCAGAUUCAAGAGGUCGCGGUGCACGCAAUGAUUGGGCGGCGCUGAUGGAUCGUUCUUCCCUCCACUUCUUUCGUUUUUUCCUCUUGUGGUGGUGAUCUUGCUGAUUCUUUUUUUUCUUUACCCAAUGUUCAGAUACUAAUGCAAUGAGAAAUGUACCUUCUUGCAAUGCAAAAGUGAUAACUGUAAUGAGUUUCCUUUUCUUUGUUCCACCCUUUUGUUCUUGUCAUUUCAGUGAAUAUAUAUGUUCAGAACUCAUUCGUUCCA
This is a messenger RNA of Phragmites australis (common reed), 1892 nucleotides long. RefSeq names its product aspartic proteinase NANA, chloroplast-like. The transcript has 2 exons. Gene Ontology annotation, molecular function: aspartic-type endopeptidase activity. Gene Ontology annotation, biological process: proteolysis. NCBI's taxonomy places the organism in Eukaryota, Viridiplantae, Streptophyta, Magnoliopsida, Poales, Poaceae. The coding region runs from base 208 to 1659 and encodes 483 amino acids. The record is from RefSeq and is a predicted model, not a curated record.